AUGUCCUCAAUAUUUCUCUCCCGUGUUUUGCGCGGAAGAGCUGCAAGACUAAAAUCCAUCAACGCUGCUCGUCCGACGCUUCCGAAGACUUUGCCGGCCAGGAGCUACACCAGCUCGUCGCCUACAAAUGCCUCUGAAGGCUCAUCGAGACCUCCACGACCUAUUGAAGACUCUACGUCCGCCUUGGACUACAAAUCCGCGCACAGAAGGGCCAGACCGCCGCCUCUACCAAAGACAGACCAACCACGCUUAAGAAGUGCCGAAGAGGCGGUUACAAACAUUUUGUACAAUACUCCUCCCCCAAGCACCGAGCCAUUCAAAAAACACAUUCUAAACUGUCUCGUCCAAAACGAGCCUGGUGUCCUUUCGCGUGUAUCUGGCAUUUUGGCCGCACGCGGGUUCAAUAUCGACUCUUUGGUGGUAUGCAAGACGGAAAUCUCGGAUUUGUCGCGUAUGUGCAUUGUUCUGAGUGGUCAAGAUGGCGUUGUCGAGCAGGCCCGACGGCAGUUGGAGGAUCUUGUCCCUGUCUGGGCGGUAUUAGACUAUACCGAGACGCGCACAAUCAAUCGCGAGCUUCUCUUGGUCAAGGUGUCUACCCUUGGACCGGAAUAUCUUGAGGACCAGCUUGUUGGCGGGCCGUCUCAUGAUCCUCGCGCUCACGGCUCUGCUCUCUAUCCUCCCGAGUCUGCAAUCUGGGAAGGGUCCGAGGGAGAAAUACCACAUCAUCACAACGCAAAAAUGGAACGAGAGAUCUCUAUGGCCACUUCGUUUGAGCAAAGCGGGAAAUCUACUCAUUAUCCAUCACCCCCAGCACCACCCCCGCUCUCGCAUGAUGGCCAGCAAGAAGUGAAUAUUCCACCCGCUUUGACACCCCAUCAGCUUCUCACCCUCAAGUCGACGAAUUUGCAAGCAUUGACGACCCUUGCUUCCCACUUUGGUGCAAAGGUCGUCGACAUUUCGGAGAAUAGCGUGAUUAUCGAGCUCUCCGCGAAAAGCGAUCGCAUUGACGCAUUCCUCGGCUUGGUCAAAGGCUGGGGGAUCUUAGAGAGUGCGAGAACAGGCGUCAUGGUCAUGGCGAGGACGCCUAUAGCGAGUUUGGAAAGCGAAGAAGAGGCUGUCGCGGUCGGUGGGCCAAUCGAUGCUAGCUUGCUCCCUCCUGGCUAG
Molecule: messenger RNA, 1164 nt
Organism: Serendipita indica DSM 11827
Lineage: Eukaryota; Fungi; Basidiomycota; Agaricomycetes; Sebacinales; Serendipitaceae
Source: the annotation of a GenBank genome assembly